AUGGAUGGUGAUGUGAAGCUCUCCCAAAAUGAUGGAGAAGCACUGGAAGAUCCUUCCCAAUAUAGGAGAUUGAUUGGAAAAUUGUUGUAUCUCACUAUCACACGACCGUAUCUCUCAUAUUCAGUGAAUCAGUUAAGUCAGUUUCUUGCUGAUUCUAAAGCGACUCAUUUGCAGGCAGCUUGUCGUGUUCUACAAUAUUUGAAGGGCACAGUUGGUCAGGGCCUUUUCUUCUCUUUUACCUCGGCAAUAGAGUUGAAAGCCGUUGCUGACUCAGAUUGGGAUGCUUGUCCUGAUACAAGAAAGUCCAUUAGUGUCUUUUGUGUUUUCAUUAGAGACUCACUUGUCUCAUGGAAAUCUAAGAAACAACAAACAGUGUCAAGAUCUUCUACAGAGGCAGAGUACCGAUCCAUGGCGAAUGUAAUUUGUGAGAUCAUGUGGCUGUUUUCCCUUCUCAAGGACAUAAGCCGGCAGUGUUAUUCUGUGAUAACUAGGCAGCUUUGCAUAUAG
Molecule: messenger RNA, 507 nt
Organism: Morus notabilis
Lineage: Eukaryota; Viridiplantae; Streptophyta; Magnoliopsida; Rosales; Moraceae
Exons: 1
Coding region: 1-507 (168 amino acids)
Source: RefSeq, a predicted model, not a curated record